Drosophila sechellia is the source of this 2224-nucleotide messenger RNA. RefSeq lists its product as uncharacterized. The record is from RefSeq and is a predicted model, not a curated record. Gene Ontology annotation, molecular function: protein binding. NCBI's taxonomy places the organism in Eukaryota, Metazoa, Arthropoda, Insecta, Diptera, Drosophilidae. The coding region runs from base 791 to 2173 and encodes 460 amino acids. The transcript is spliced from 5 exons.
AAGUGCCAUAAAAAUAAUUCAAAAUAAAUUGCUUUACAUAAAAAUUUGGUUUCGGCAGAGCAGCGCGCCCAACUGUUUUAUAAGGUGUAUAAUUUGGCCAUAAUAAUGCGCAUCAUGGCAGCAUCCAUCGCGGGGUUGGUUAUUAAUUCUCGGUCGACGCGUCGUCGAGGCCGAGACAUAAAUAACGCGUUUUAUGCGUGAAUAUACUUUGCAUUUUUCGCAGACACGGCGGAGUCCUAGUUAAGCCGUAAAAAUUACACCAGCCAGUCAAGCAGCCCCGACUUUGACUUCCUCGAAGGACCAAGGCAAGUCAUGUCAGCUGGCCUAAUCCCCAGGUAGAUAUCCGCCUUGAUUGGCCGCAAUGAAAGAUGCCAAGUCAAUACUUUUGAUACUCCCAGGGGUCUUGUGAGAACCGGUGGGCGAUGGUGAGUGGGAUAAACGCUGACUUGUAAUGUCAUGUAAUUAGGGUAAUAAUCGGCUUGCCACUCGAGGUUUUAUCCCGCAGCCCAAAACGACUUUGUUAUGCAAAUCUUUCUGUUGGGUAAGCAAAGAUAUUUGAGGAAAAUUGGAAAGACUUUAAGUCAUCUUUAAAUGUGAUGAUUUUUGGGUAACACAAUCGUAAUCGGAAAGUGCUCUCGCCGCAACCUUUUGUUAUAGUUGAAAAUCAAUAAAGGACCUUCGUUGGCAACCGUUUCCUGGCAGCCAAGAAGCCGAACUAAUAAACAAUGUUCAACUUUCAACUAUAUCAGUAUCUGGUGUUUGCAUAUUUUGAGAGUCUAGAUUUGUUAACAUGGAUUUCACGUACUGCGAAUUCCCCAGCACCGUUUCCAUUGACACCUUCAAGGCCUAUUUCAAUCUCACCGAUGUCAAGUUGCCCAAAGUCGGCGAUAAAUCAGUGGACACAAUCCAUAUCCCCAGCGAAGACCAGGAGGACCAGACCAAUCAAGCGAAAAGUCUGCGACAUCUUGUUCUCAAUGCCAUCGUCGAGAAUUGGAGUGAGUUGCCGCUGUACCGGCAGCUGGGCCGUCGCGAGGACCGCAACUACCUCCUUAGCCAUCUGGACGCGCAGCUGCCGCUGCAGCUGCUCAGCGCCCACAUCCGCGAGGACUUCUUCUGGCAGCGCUGCUACGGCCACCGUUGGAGGAGCGCCCCACUUCAGGCGCGGGGCAGGGAGCGGCCCUGGAUCAACAUCUACAUGGAGCGACAUGUGCAGGAGUUUAUUGAAAACAUGCCGACGGGCGACUAUGAGCAGGAUGGCAACGUUCAGGUCGUCCUGGACAUCUGUGCGGCGUACAUAAAUCAGUUGGAGAUAAGUUUCCUUCAACCCGCUCCGCCCACAACCGAUGCAAAUGAUCACAUUCCGCUUGAUUACCUACUGAGCAAUCUGCCGGAUUUACGCCAACUGCGGCUGAGCUACAGCACCAAGACGGUGGGUUGCAAUUACCAAAUGGGCUGCAACCAACUGACUGUCAGGGAUAUUCUACACUUGACCAAGGGACUCAGUCAGUGCCACGAGUUGCGGAAGUUCUGCCUGCACAACACGAAGUUAAUGCCAUAUCAGUUACGAUUUCUGGCGCACAGUUUGGAUAAAGGAUGUCACCAUCUGACCGAGAUGUCCUUGCUGCACUGUGCAGUGGGAGAUGCGGGAAUACGCUGCUUCUUGGAGACGUGCGGCAAGGAGUCCUUCGGCACUCUCACUGUCCUCGAUUUGACCAAUAACAAGAUCACUGAAGAAGGGGCUUACAUUCUUAGUCGCACCCUGCGUCAUGUUCCCCUCGAGAAACUGGUGCUUCGCUUGAAUCCCAUUCAAAGUGACGGAGCUGCGGCCAUCUUCAACACACUUCAAGUCAUGCCCAUCAAGGAGUUGGACCUGGGAACUUGUGGAAUUACAGAAACGAUUACCAAACUGUUUAUGAUGCUGAUUUGCCAACACACGAGCCUGCUGGAAAUAGAUUUGUCUAAUAAUUCCUUGGGAGAAGACUUUGGCAAGCACUUGAUGAAAAUCAUUAGCUGCAACAAGGUCCUUGAGAGGUUGGACCUUCGAAAUACAGGUUUAUCGUUAGAUAUGCGUAGAAAAUUUCAAGAUUUUCUGCUUAAAAAUGUGGAUCGUAAGAAGCACGAGGCCUUGAAGCAAAAGCAGCGUGAUAAGUUUAAGGCCAUGAUGCAGCUGUAAAUAAGAUUAGAUAUUUGUAUUUUAUAACUAAGCAUUUUAGUAAAUAAAUGU